This is a messenger RNA of Humulus lupulus (European hop), 1290 nucleotides long. RefSeq names its product small ribosomal subunit protein uS5c. The transcript has 2 exons. The record is from RefSeq and is a predicted model, not a curated record. Gene Ontology annotation, cellular component: mitochondrial small ribosomal subunit; ribosome. The coding region runs from base 90 to 1031 and encodes 313 amino acids. Gene Ontology annotation, biological process: translation. Gene Ontology annotation, molecular function: RNA binding; structural constituent of ribosome. NCBI's taxonomy places the organism in Eukaryota, Viridiplantae, Streptophyta, Magnoliopsida, Rosales, Cannabaceae.
AAGAUCAGUGACCGAGCUCACUGCCUUGCCUACUGCCAAUAACUUCUCCUCCUCCACUCUCUUCACAACCAAACCAAAUUCUCAUCACCAUGGCCAUGGCCAGCACAACCUCCACAACCCUCUCUUCCCUAUCCUCUCUCUCACUCCACUCCUCUCCACGCUUCUCUCUCCUCCCCAAUACCACCUCUACCACCACCAUUUCCAUCAGACCCUUUUCUUCCUUUUCUUCUCUCUCCUCAUCUUCUUCGCGCUCCACCGCAAACUUCAGAGCCAAGGCUACUGAACCCGAGACCUUAUUCCUCGUCAGCGACGACCCAGAAGAGGAGGUCACUUACGACCCCCCAGAAGUUCCCGAAGGCUUCAUUGAACCACCCCCCUUCGACGAGGGCCCUGAGGAGACAGAAGAUGAAAUCGCCGCAGCAUACGAAGAGCUGUACGGCCCGGCAUACAGUGGGGUAAGUGUUCUGGGAAACGAUAUAUCUGUAAUGGAUUCUAAGGUGAAAAAAAUUGGUGGGUUUGGUUCAAAAGUGAAGAAAGAGAAAAUCAGAGAUGGGUUCGAGGAGAGGGUUGUACAGGUGAGGAGGGUCACCAAGGUGGUCAAAGGAGGAAAGCAAUUGCAUUUCAGGGCUAUUGUUGUGGUGGGUGACAAGCAAGGACAAGUUGGGGUUGGUGUUGGCAAGGCCAAGGAGGUUAUCGGCGCCGUGCAGAAGUCGGCCGUCAAUGCUAGAAGGAAUAUCAUCUCUGUCCCUCUGACCAAGUACUCCACUUUCCCGCAUAGGGCUGAUGGAGAUUAUGGGGCAGCGAAGGUGAUGCUUAGGCCCGCUUCUCCUGGUACUGGUGUGAUUGCUGGAGGGGCUGUAAGAAUUGUUCUAGAAAUGGCUGGUGUUGAGAAUGCAUUGGGAAAGCAACUUGGAAGCAACAAUGCUCUCAACAAUGCCAGGGCUACGGUUGUUGCAGUGCAGAAAAUGAGGCAGUUUAGCGAAGUUGCUCUCGACCGCGGUAUUCCAAUGGAGGAGCUCUGGAAAAACUAGAGCUAGUAAAAGCACCAUUUUACUGUGUAGAUUUUAUAAAUGUCAAUUCAUGUAAUGCGAGGUUUCUUUUCUUUGUGAAAGUAGAGGCUCCACUUUAGGAUGAAAAUUUGUAAGAAUCCAUUAUUUUCUUCCCCAAAACACAUAUUUUUUUUUUCUUUUAUAUCUAAUCUUUUGUUUCUCCAUGAAACACUGUAUUGGCUUUAGCUUGUUCUUUCCUACGUUUUGGGUCUGAUUAAAAUAACCAGUCUUUUCAUUUUAA